UCCUGUGCUGAGUGAAGAAACGGACAGUAUCUACAAGUUUAAGUUAGAGGACAGCCUGAGUAUAAAUAAACGCAGCGCUGUCAGUAUGUUGAUGUUGUAAAAGACGGUUUGUAGGAUCAGCACUUCUUUAACAGGAGCGGUGAAGUGUAGCAUACAGGAUGGACGAAAAUUAAUAAGACUUAUCAGAGAUAGGAAGCGAUCAGUAGACCUGAAGGCCUUGUUUUGUUUAGGGAAUAUUGAUCACAAUGAAACCUCUGGAUAUCGUAAAUGGAAAAAACAGCCUUUGGAUCUUUGGCUACGGAUCUUUAGUUUGGAAACCGGAUUUUGCUUAUAAAAAAAGGAAAGUUGGUUACAUUAAAGGAUACAAGAGACGGUUCUGGCACGGAGAUGAUUUCCAUCGUGGGGAUAAGGAAAAGCCAGGCAGAGUUGUCACACUAGUAGAAGAUCAGGAGGCCUCCACAUGGGGCGUUGCCUACGAAGUGCCUGAGUCCCACAUGGAGGAGUCCCUUCAGUACCUGAACAUCAGGGAGGUUAUGUUGGGAGGAUACACAACAAAGAUGGUGGAGUUUGUCCCUAAAGAGAAGAGCCACGGUCCUCUGCUGGCUCUUGUCUACAUCGCCACAUCGGACAACCCCAUCUACCUCGGUCCUGCCUCGGACAUGGAGAUCGCAGCCCAAAUUUCCAUUUCCAGCGGGAAAACGGGCCACAACAUUGAGUAUCUGCUCCGGCUAGCAGAGUUUAUGAGGCUGUGCUGUCCAGAGGUGGAGGACGAACACCUUUUCUCUAUCGAGGCGGCUGUUUUAAAGAUUUUCCCACGAGGAGAGAUCACACCCUCAGCCAAAACAUCUCUCUAACAGGGGCCUUAAGUGAUGGCACACAGCACCAGAUUUUUAAAGGGACCUGAACAUUUGGGUUAUAUGGAUCUUUAAGAACAACCAUAUGAUUUGUUGUGAAGGAAUUCUUCUUUUUGUCAAUAAUAACAGAGACUUUCACUACAGUAAUGGAGGGCCUGCUGUGUAUCACAUACACAAACACUUGUUUUCCUUAAAAAAAGACAAAAAUAAUUUGUUCCUUUUUUAAACUUGAUUGUCUUUAAACAUUUUCAAAAUGUACUUUUAAAUGUAUUUGAAUACAAAGGCAGAAUUGCAGAUCACUGUAUUCAGAUUUUUCUUUGGCUGAAAAGGCUGAAUUUGCUCUAGGGACUCCUCUGGAACCUGUGGAGAUCAUUGUUGAGGCUUCUUCAGAUCCACUGUUAUACAGACCGCUUGAGGAGAUCCUUCCUCCCCACAGCCAUAUAUCUACAACAACUCUUUAAAGAAACUUGUAUGAACAUCCAAUUUGCUUUAAGAAAUUAUAAAGUAAUUUUGUAUUAAAUUUAAUUGAACAAAUAUCUGAAGCAUCCACACAACAGCUGGAUUUAUGCAGAGAUUAAGUUACACUGAGUAAAGAGGGGUGAAUUUUUAUGUAUGACACUGCAGAUUUCUUUUCUAAGAUGAUUGAAAGGUUUAUAAUUCACAA
Messenger RNA from Girardinichthys multiradiatus, 1518 nucleotides. Its product is annotated as glutathione-specific gamma-glutamylcyclotransferase 1-like. The transcript has 3 exons. The record is from RefSeq and is a predicted model, not a curated record. The coding region runs from base 246 to 854 and encodes 202 amino acids. Gene Ontology annotation, biological process: glutathione catabolic process. Gene Ontology annotation, cellular component: cytoplasm. Gene Ontology annotation, molecular function: gamma-glutamylcyclotransferase activity; glutathione specific gamma-glutamylcyclotransferase activity. Lineage: Eukaryota; Metazoa; Chordata; Actinopteri; Cyprinodontiformes; Goodeidae.